Molecule: messenger RNA, 1925 nt
Organism: Nylanderia fulva
Lineage: Eukaryota; Metazoa; Arthropoda; Insecta; Hymenoptera; Formicidae
Product: alkylglycerol monooxygenase
Biological process (GO): lipid biosynthetic process
Cellular component (GO): endoplasmic reticulum
Molecular function (GO): iron ion binding; glyceryl-ether monooxygenase activity
Source: RefSeq, a predicted model, not a curated record
GGGAAAAGGCGUUGAUUGUGCAGCUGUUGCUUUCAAUUAUAAAUCCGAUCACAGAUCUGUCGUGUCUUGUAUCCUGCUAUCGUACAUCUGACGAAAAUAAGUGUUGUAUAAUUACGCAUGGACUUACAGUAUAUAAACAACAUGAGCAUGACAUGCGCGAUUAAACCAGCGUCGUCUAUUGUCUGAAACGUUUGUUUUUUACCUAACGUGUGCUUCUGAAAAAUUAUUAAGAUAUUUUUGUCGAUUUAAGUAUUUGCAAAUGUGCGACAUGAGACUAAUAUUCAGUUUGCUCGUUGAGAUCGUCGAAUCUUUCUUAAAACAUAUCGGAAAACUCUGGUAUCUCGUCAGCCCUAAGGAGACGACUUUCGAAUUUCCACAUGAAGUACCGGACUAUCAGCAACAGAUAUGGGUGCCGUUUUUUUUGUUAAUUUUGGAGCAAAUAAUAUUGAGAAAAAAAGAAUUUCGUUUGAAUGAUCAAAUUACGUCGCUAUCUCACUGGAUGCUUCACGAAACUGUUCGAAUUUUUUCACGCGGGGCCGAGUAUUAUGCAUACGUCGCCAUUUAUGAGAGAUUCGGCAGAGGAUGGAAUCUGCUUGUCUGGGACUCAUCAUGGACAUGGUAUAUUUCCUUCAUUGCCGUGGACUUUUGUUACUAUUGGGCCCAUCGCAGUAAUCAUGAAGUCCACUUUUUGUGGACUCAUCAUCAGGUGCAUCACAGCAGCGAAGAGUUCAAUCUCGCGGUGGGUCUGCGACAAUCCAUUCUGCAACAUUGGUGUAAUUUUGCAGUCUACUUACCCUUGGCUCUCUUUAUAUCUCCGUCGCACUUUAUGGUUCACAAUCAGCUCAACUUGAUAUAUCAAUUGUGGAUUCAUACGACACUCAUUGGUAACCUUGGACCGCUCGAGUUAAUUCUUAAUACACCUAAGCAUCAUCGCGUUCAUCAUGGCUGCAAUCUUUAUUGUUUGGAUAAGAAUUAUGGUGGUGUGCUUAUAAUAUGGGAUCGAUUGUUCGGCACGUUUCAAGAGGAAGAACGUAAAGAAAAAAUAAUUUACGGUUUGGUAGUUAAUGUGGAAUCAUUCAACUCACUGUAUCUUCAGGUGUUCUAUUUAAAGGAUUUAAUUAAAAAAAGUAUAAGUAUGGUUACCUGGGCCGAUAAGCUUGCUGUUUUUUGGAAAGGUCCUAGCUGGUUUCCAGGUGUACCGCGUUUAGGUUUAGAUGAAUUUAAAAUAAAAGUGAAGCCUAGAGCCAUGUACGAUCCUCAAAUACCAAAAUGGCAACAAUUAUACAUAAUAGUGCAAUUUUUGAUGAUUCUUCUUAAUCAUUUUCAUCUAUAUUACGAGAAUUUAAACGAUCCCUGGAUAAAAUAUGUAUUGGUAAAUAACUUAGUCAUCCUCAUCAACAUCGGUUUGUUAUUUGAUAAGCGUGCGUUUAUAUAUCCUAGUAUUAUUGAAUUUACACGUUGUGUGGCUUAUUUAUAUUUUGCACACAAGAUGAAUAAUGAAAAUUUAAUCAAUUAUUUGAUAUAUGACGUAUCCGCGUUGCAGCUGUUCCUCAUUUGGAUACCUUAUUUCGUAUAUAAAAUUUACGCAUUCGUAUAAUACUCUUAUUUAUGGUCGCGUACGUGUUAUCGAAGAUUGAAAAUUUGCUAUAUAUUUGUUAUACAUAUAGUAUUAGAGCGUUGUAUAUAAAAAUAUUUUUGAUACAGCAAACAUUGCAUCGAAAUUAUGUAAAUCUAUAAUAAAUAUAUUUACAAGGAAAUAAAUAUAUUCAUCUAUAGGUUUCAGAUAAUGCACAGAUGUAUAUUUUCAUCGUUAAGGAAACAAUCUUUUUUCUUCCAAAUGACAUUAUUAACUCGUAAUAAUAUACAAUACAUGUGUAAACAUAAUUGAUAACAUUGUAAUUCUGCGUUUAUAUAAUAAUAAAAAA